CAUGCUCGCGGCAGCCCGGCAAGCCAGGUAGGGGAACAUAGGAGACGUCUGUGCACUUUUAAGGUGCACAGACUCGCUGAGAGAACGCGUCGGGACCGGACUGCAGCAGCAGCAGUCAGCGUCGGGACUGUGGAGUAGGGUUGGGAUCGUGGGAAUCUCGCGGGACUAUGGAGUAUUGCGCGGGCAUUUGGAUUAACGUUAUGGGGAAUGGGUAGCAAUGACAGGUAAGUCAUGGCUGUCCGUCUGCUGAAAGAGGUGAAUGGAGCACCUGAUGCACAGAUUGGAACACACUUAAGGAGAGCAUAUCUGAAUGAACUAACUCUGGACUUUGACUGUACAGACAAAUACAUUCAGGGAACUAUAUUGCUGAAGUACCCGCCAAGUAAACUUGGGACAGGACAGAGUAUACUGAAGCUUGUGCUACAAGCACAUGCAACAGAUCAGUCAGCAACAGCAGCUGCUACCAUCAACACCUUUAUCUUUGGGAAGCUAGUGGAGAUGUGUACAGAUACUAUUCACCAAGGGGAUUCUGUGAUAUUUGUUGGUUUUACUGUGGACAAGUCUCCGACUGCUGAAAAGGAUGGAAGGCACAGGUGUCAACUGGAACUUUCUGAAGAAGUCGGAACAAUGAUAUAUGUAUAUGGCAAAUCUAGUUCUGUAGAGGGUGUUGCUGAACAGAUUACAGAAUCAAGGUCCACAGCAGUCAGACAGAAGUACACUUACACCCCUUUAAAUCAGCUCAAAAGUGGAAGCAUUGUCAAUGUUUAUGGGGUUGUUAAGUUUUUCAAACCUCCUUAUCGAACCAAGGGAACAGGCAUGUACUGUUUUUUGGUCUGGGAUGGGACAAAAUGCUCAUACCCUUCUUGGAGAGUAUUUGUGGAAGGCAGUGCCCUUGAAGGAGAUGAAGCUUUUAUCCAUAAGCUUUGUAAUCUCACAGUAGAUAUUCUAGUUUAUGACAACCACACACUGGAGACAAAAUGUCUGAAGCCAGGGAUGUUCUUGAGAAUUUACAAUCUGCAUGCAAAAUGUGGUUUGAGAACACCAGCAGAUGUCCAGUGUCUUGAAUUUUAUCUUCAUGGUGGUAAUUCUUAUGGACGUGGUAUUCGAGUUCUUCCUGAUGAAAGUUACGAUGUUACAGAACUAAAAAAACAUUUGGAUUCGGUGGAUCUGCAACAGUAUCAAGAUUUGGAGGGUAUUUCUUUGCUUGAGUGGGACAAUACCCUGACUGGCCCGUUAUCACAAGACAAGGUAUGCUUGAAUGUUUUGGACCGUUGUCAGCAGGAAUCUGCCACAGUAGUUACGUCUCAUCACCAUCUGAACAGUGUGCCACUCAGCACCGUUGUGAAAGAGAAGGCCCCUCAAAAGUACCGUAUCAGAGCCAAAAUGAAAUCCUACGAGCCACAAAAGCUAUAUCAGUCAAUUAAGCUGUAUUGCCCUAGAUGUCAUGCCCUGCAGGACAUUCCUAGUGAUGAAGAUCUUGAGACUGCAUUAAAGAAGUCUAUGGAUGGGCGUCACAGUACAGACUUCCAUAAUUCUUCUUGGUACUGGACUGCAUCUUGGAACACAGAACAACCAGACCACCGAGAAAUAGUAAUCCAUUUUGUAAAAAGGGAAGAAAUACAGGAAAAUUCAGGAAAAACAUUAAUUCUGAUAGAGAGAGUGAAUCUAGUUGAACUUCGCAGACUUUCAGAAAAAUUUGGCGGCAUCAUUCCAGUAAAAAGUUGUGAUCAGCUUUCCUUGGGGGACCUGUGUAUACCAUUUUUCAUUCAGGGAAGACACUGGCAUUAUGGAUGCAGGAACUGUUCCAUUCUUCAGAAUGUGAAUCACAUUCCUUCCUUAAAUCAAGAAGAAUUAUUAGAACCUUCAGCAAUUGCAGGUGUGUUAGGGAUCCAGCCCCUGCAGUACGCUUUUCUUAUGAAGUUUACACUGGAGGAUGAAUCUGCAGUCCUAGAGGCAUAUCUUUGGGAUGAGGCUGAAAAGUUCCUCCGAAUGCCUGCCUCAGACGUCAUAGCAGACCAUGCCCUUCAGGAGAAAUUACAGACGCUCAUGCGUAUGCUUUCUCCACCAGGAAGAAAUAUAGAAGAUCGUCCCUGGUUGGAGUGUUGUAUUAAGUCUUAUUGCAUAGAAGAAGGAGGUAAUCGAAGGGUUUGCUACCAGGUAUUUGAUACUAUCAUUGCUGAAGAUGACUGCUAGCUGACCAAGGAAGUCUACAAGCAUCUUGUAUGAUACAUUAUCUUGUUUCAUUUGUUCAUCGUGUUUAUGAACAGACCCGUACCAUUCUUGGCGGUUAUUAAUGGAGGAGAAAAGUUAAAAGAAGUAUUUUGUGUGGAAUAUUUAUUUUAAAUAUGGUGAAAGACUGAGAAUGUGAACAUAUAUUUAUUUUAUUGAUUAGUCAUUUUCAUAUUAAAAUAAUUUGUAUAAAA
Protopterus annectens (West African lungfish) is the source of this 2423-nucleotide messenger RNA. Its product is annotated as protection of telomeres protein 1-like. The transcript is spliced from 19 exons. The record is from RefSeq and is a predicted model, not a curated record. Gene Ontology annotation, biological process: telomere capping; regulation of telomere maintenance via telomerase. Gene Ontology annotation, cellular component: nuclear telomere cap complex. Gene Ontology annotation, molecular function: G-rich strand telomeric DNA binding; telomerase inhibitor activity. Lineage: Eukaryota; Metazoa; Chordata; Ceratodontiformes; Protopteridae. The coding region runs from base 232 to 2193 and encodes 653 amino acids.